AUAUGUCUGGCACUGCGUCUCUAUCAAUCUCUGCCGUAUAUAAAUUUCGACCACAAGAACGCAUUCGGUAGUGACUUCUGCACCUGCCCAGGGCUGACAUCCAAAGACCCUCUCCUCUACAGCAUCUUGCAAUUUUCGAAACAAAGUUUGCAGCAGCAGCAAUGAUUCGGGCAAUCUUCGUCAUCGCCACCUUGUCCUCACUGGUGAGGGGGUCGCCCACCCCCGCGGACCAAGAGGCCUUCGGUCUUCCAGACGACCUCCUGGUGGGCGCGGGGACGGCCGCCAUCCAAACGGAGGGCGCCUGGGACGAGGACGGUAAAGGAGAGAGUCUGAUCGACUACGUUUUCCACACCGGCAAGCUGGAGAGCCACGGCUUUCAGGCUGCGCACACCCAUGACGGAGGGGCGGACUCUUACCACCGUUACAAGGACGACGUCGCGAUGGCCGCUAAGCUGAAGCUACAAAUGUACCGCUUUUCGAUCUCGUGGGCACGGGUUCUACCUGAAGCAGACGCUUCAAAGCCCAAUCCGAAGGGCGUGCAGUUUUAUCACAACCUCAUUGACGAAAUCCACGCGCACAACAUGACACCCCUGGUCACCUUGUACCACUUUGACCAUCCUGCAAUAUUAGAACAAGAAUUUAAGGGCUGGUUGAACAAGAAGAUGGUCGCCAAGUUCCGUGAAUACGCUACAUUUAUCUUCAAAGAGUACGGCCACAAGGUCAAGAUGUGGACGUCGAUAAACGAGCCCAACGUAUACUGCUCAUACUGGCCGAACCUGGAGGUGCAGGCCGAGGUUCUCGAGCCAGAGGAUGCCAAGAAUGUCUACCCUUGCCUCCAUCACUUCAUCCUCGGUCACGGCGAGGCGCACAAGGCGCUGGCGGCGAGUGGCCACGACGGGGUGAUCGGUUUCACGGUGACGACUCUGAACUCGCGGCCAAACUCGACGCGGACGGAGGACGCGUACGCCUCCGAGGCCUUCAACCAGUUCUUCACCGGCAUGCUGCUGCACCCCCUGGUGUUCGGCGACUACCCACCCACCGUCAAGGAGCUCGCCAAGAACAAACUGCCCGUUUUCACAGAGGACGAGAAGGCCAUGAUAAAGAACUCGACGGAUUAUAUUGGCCUAAACGUGUACUACGGCAUGUUGGUGUCUUACCGGGACCCUAAAACCACGCAAAUGGCCGUCGAUAUGCCACUGCGACAGCUCUUCCAGGAGCUCAACUUCGUCAAUGUCGGCUACCGCGACUCCCAGGGUGGCACAAUUGACAAAUUUCCCCUCAACAUGGUAUUUAAUUUGUCGGCUAAACAAUCCUCAUCCCUUUCUCAAUCCCAUCGACAUCAACAUCGCGUUCGUUGUGGACCCUUGCAGAUCGCGCCAGAUGCCAUGAGAAGCGCCUUGGCUUGGACUUGGUUCCAGUACAAGAAGCCCAUCAUCAUCACAGAGAACGGCGUCGGAGACAAAAACAUGGCUGGUGUAGAGGACCACAAGCGAGCUGUGUAUUACAGUGCCUUCUUGCGGUCCAUGGUAUCGGCAGUGAGGGAGUUGGGUGUUCGCGUGAUCGGCUACUGCGCCUGGAGUCUCAUCGACAGUUUCGAGUGGAGCCAGGGUUACGACCGCCCGUUCGGUCUGAUUCACGUCGACUACCAUGGCGGCAGCUACAACCGCAGCCUCAAGGACUCGUCAUCCUUCUGGAUCGAGCUGGCGGACCGGCGGGCCGUCCCGGUCGUGGACAUGCCGUCGUCCGCUCCAGCCCCGACCAGAGCGUGGCUGGUGCUCGUCGCAGCGGCGUCGGCUAGGGUUCUGCUCCAACGGAAAUACUAGUCAGGGCUGCGAGGAGCAAGGGAGCUGUCACUCGAAUCUCAAUAAACUAAAUCAACACAGCCGAUUGUCAAAAACACAAAAAAGAGAAAUUUAUUCAAAUUCCAAACCGAUGCGACUCGCGAUGUAGAAAGACGCGGUGGCGACUCUCCCUAUGCCAGUAGUUACUAUUACAGUAAUUAAUAUUGUUAUAUCUCCCCUUCUUACUAUCUCUAAUAGUCCGAUUAGUCCGUGUGUGUGGGAGCAAAAGAGACCUCAGAACGCGCCGCACCGGGUCGCCGGGUAUCCUGAGCGCAGCGGUAGCUCAGUGGGCUAGGGCGUCGGCGCGCCGGUGCUGGCAGACCAGGCGGUCGUGGGUUCGACUGUCGCUCAAACUGCUUUGAUUUCUCGCUGCACCAGUGGGUACGAGUGAGACGACUCGCACUGCUCACUCGAGCGGCGGCGGAUGGCCGCAGGCAGCUGACUUUCAUUCAAGCAGUUGAUGGAUUUCGCGCCAAAGUGACCGAGACGGAGCUUUGGAUCCGAGAUGCACACAACCGCUCGAAAGAGCGUAAGGAGUGUUACAUACCUCGCCUGUGGCUCGGCGGCGCUGUGAGGUUGAGGGGCCUGCCCUAAGCCGCAACGCGCGAGAGGUGCCACCAGAUGUCGAAGCUAUAGGAGAGUACAUGCCGUGGCCGCGAGUGCGCUUUGGAAGCUCGGAGGACCCACAUCGUGAGCAGCCCGGAUACUUCCCGACCAUAUGAUCACACCUGUCAUGUUAAAAAUUGCCUAGGAACCUUCCUUCACCAUUUUCAGAUUACACCAAAAAACGGCGUGGCGGGGUCAGAAGGGAGUUCGAAGGGAUUUCAUAAAAAAGGGAUUUCAAAGGGAUUUUCAAGUUCCAAAUCCUCUUUUAGUCCCUAAAAACGAGACGGACUCUUUUGGUACUAGAAUGGGACUGAUUAGGGUGUUGCCCUUAUUAGGGCACACAUAAAGGCGAGAUACACGUGCACUUGGGAAUGCUACUUGUUUCUGAAUAGAGCUCUUGAGAACGAGCGUCCACCCGGUGGGAGGGUUGUUCCACAAGAGCGAACGGAUAAGUGGGCACUAUCAAUCACUUGAGCCGGCGUACACUACGUCAUCGCUAAUAAUUCGUCGACUUUCCUUGAGGUUGGAGUAUGACAACCCCGGAUAACAUUGAGUUGCUUACAGGUAGUUGAAGGUUGUAUAAUCAUGGUAACAUUAUUCUAACAAUAAAAUACUAUCAAGUAAA
This is a messenger RNA of Frankliniella occidentalis (western flower thrips), 3072 nucleotides long. RefSeq lists its product as uncharacterized. The coding region runs from base 162 to 1823 and encodes 553 amino acids. The transcript is spliced from 10 exons. Gene Ontology annotation, molecular function: beta-glucosidase activity. Lineage: Eukaryota; Metazoa; Arthropoda; Insecta; Thysanoptera; Thripidae. Gene Ontology annotation, biological process: carbohydrate metabolic process. The record is from RefSeq and is a predicted model, not a curated record.